Molecule: messenger RNA, 882 nt
Organism: Phycomyces blakesleeanus NRRL 1555(-)
Lineage: Eukaryota; Fungi; Mucoromycota; Mucoromycetes; Mucorales; Phycomycetaceae
Exons: 10
Coding region: 1-882 (293 amino acids)
Biological process (GO): cytoplasmic translation; tRNA methylation
Cellular component (GO): cytoplasm
Molecular function (GO): tRNA methyltransferase activity
Source: RefSeq, a predicted model, not a curated record
AUGGGAAAAUCUUCAAAGGACAAAAGAGACGUGUAUUAUCGUCUUGCCAAAGAACAAGGCUGGAGAGCUCGAAGUGCUUUCAAACUACUCCAGUUGGACGAAGAGUUCAAUCUUCUGCAAGGUGUCCACAGAGCUGUUGAUCUCUGCGCAGCACCUGGUAGUUGGUCUCAAGUUUUGACUCAAAGACUUAGUCAGAAUCAUGCUCAGAAUCCCCAAGAACAAGAACCUAAAAUCGUUGCUGUUGACCUCCAAGCAAUGGCUCCUUUGGAUAAUGUGAUUCAACUCCAGGGUGACAUUACUAAAGAAUCAACUGCUGAGAAGAUCAUCUCAUACUUUGAAGGUGAAUUGGCUGACAUCGUUGUAUGUGACGGUGCGCCUGAUGUAACUGGUCUUCAUGACAUGGAUGAAUAUAUUCAAGCACAAUUACUGCUGGCUGCUCUUAAUAUUACAACACAUGUACUUCGCCCUGGAGGAUGCUUUGUGGCAAAGAUCUUUAGAGGCAAAGACAUCACUUUGCUUUAUUCCCAACUUAAAGUCUUUUUCCCAACUGUGACAUGUAGCAAACCUAGAAGUUCGCGUAAUUCAAGCAUAGAGGCGUUUAUUGUUUGCCAAAACUAUACACCUCCUCCAAACUACACACCAACCAUGACCAACCCUUUGCUUGAUUUGCAUUACGAUGCUGCCAAUGCAUUGGUGGGUCCCAACCGAACAAUUGUACCAUUCCUUGCGUGUGGUGAUUUAAACGGUUACGACGCAGAUCGUACUUAUCCACUCCAGACAUCUUAUACUUCCUUGGAUCCUCUUCAACCUCCUAUCACUGCACCAUACAAGACUGCCAUGGAACUCAAGCGUAACAACUUUUACAACAAGGUUGCAAAAUAA